UUCACGGCUCUCUCAGCUUCAGCAGUGCUUGCCUUCAGUGGUCGCACUUGGAGGGUCCAGCCACACUGGUCAGGGGAGGAGCCACCGCCACCACCUGACCAUGGCCGAGGAUCUGGUUCUGAAGAAAUGUGACCUGCAGCUGGAGGUCAACGGCCAUGACCACCGCACAGCUGACUUGUGCCGGGGGAGACUGGUGGUGAGGCGGGGCCAGCCCUUCUGGCUGACCCUGCACUUCGAGGGCCGAAGCUACGAGGCCAGCACGGACAGCCUCACCUUCAGUGCAGUGACCGGCCCAGCCCCCAGCGAGGAGGCCGGGACCAAGGCCCGCUUCCCACUAUCCAGUGCUGUGGAGGAGGGCGCCUGGGCGGCCACCGUGCUGAACCAGCAGGACGGCGUGGUCUCGCUGCAGCUCAGCACCCCGGCCAGCGCCCCCGUCGGCCUGUACCGCCUCAGCCUGGAGGCCUCCACCGGCUACCAAGGCUCCAGCUUCAUGCUGGGCCACUUCACGCUGCUCUUCAACACCUGGUGCCCAGCGGAUGCUGUGUACCUGGACUCAGAGGAAGAGCGGCAGGAGUACGUGCUCACCCAGCAGGGCUUCAUCUACCAGGGCUCGGUCAAGUGCAUCAAGAGCAUACCUUGGAACUUUGGGCAGUUUGAAGACGGGAUCCUGGACAUUUGCUUGACGCUCCUGGACAUGAACCCCAAGUUCCUGAAGGAUGCCUGCCGUGACUGCUCCCGCCGCAGCAGCCCUGUCUACAUGGGCCGGGUGGUGAGCGCCAUGGUCAACUGCAAUGAUGACCAGGGUGUGCUGCUGGGACGCUGGGACAACGAUUACAAGGAUGGCGUCAGCCCCAUGUUCUGGAUCGGCAGUGUGGACAUCUUGCGGCGCUGGAAGACCUCGGGCUGCCAGCGUGUCAAGUACGGCCAGUGCUGGGUCUUCGCAGCUGUGGCCUGCACAGUGCUGCGGUGCCUUGGUAUCCCCACCCGAGUGGUGACCAACUUUAACUCGGCCCAUGACCAGAACAGCAACCUGCUCAUCGAGUAUGUCUACAACAAAUUUGGGGAGAUCCAGAGGGACAAAAGCGAGAUGAUCUGGAACUACCACUGCUGGGCGGAGUCAUGGAUGAGCAGGCCGGACCUGCAGCCUGGCUACGAGGGGUGGCAGGCCCUCGACCCCACGCCCCAGGAGAAGAGUGAAGGGACAUACUGCUGUGGCCCGGUUCCGGUUCGUGCCAUCAAGGAGGGCAACCUGAGCACCAAGUACGACGCUCCUUUUGUCUUUGCUGAGGUCAAUGCCGACGUGGUGAACUGGAUCCUGCAGGACGAUGGAUCCAUGUGCAAGUCCACCAACAACUCCCAGACCGUGGGGAUGAAGAUCAGCACAAAGAGCGUGGGCCGUGAUGAGCGGGAGGAUAUCACCCACACCUACAAGUACCCGGAGGGGUCCCCAGAGGAGAGAGAAGCCUUCAAAAGGGCCAACCACCUGAACAGGCUGACUGAUAAAGUGGAGACGGGGGUGGCCAUGCGGAUCCGCGUGGGCCAGAGCAUGAACAUGGGCAGUGACUUUGACGUCUUCGCCUACAUCACCAACAACACGGCCGAGAGCCACACCUGCCGUCUCCUGCUGCAUGCCCGCACCGUCAGCUACAACGGGGUCCUGGGGCCCGAGUGUGGCACCAAGGACCUGCUCAGUCUUUCACUGGAGCCCUUGUCCGGUAAGGCCCUGCGUUCCCGGAGCAGUUACUGACCACCAAGCAACGAUGCGCUAGGUAAUG
Molecule: messenger RNA, 1775 nt
Organism: Leptonychotes weddellii (Weddell seal)
Lineage: Eukaryota; Metazoa; Chordata; Mammalia; Carnivora; Phocidae
Source: RefSeq, a predicted model, not a curated record